Phyllostomus discolor (pale spear-nosed bat) is the source of this 1811-nucleotide messenger RNA. It is a transcript of the gene IL1A, whose product is annotated as interleukin 1 alpha. The record is from RefSeq and is a predicted model, not a curated record. Bases 146 to 958 code for a protein of 270 amino acids. Gene Ontology annotation, biological process: regulation of nitric-oxide synthase activity; positive regulation of gene expression; inflammatory response. NCBI's taxonomy places the organism in Eukaryota, Metazoa, Chordata, Mammalia, Chiroptera, Phyllostomidae. Gene Ontology annotation, molecular function: cytokine activity; interleukin-1 receptor binding. The transcript has 7 exons. Gene Ontology annotation, cellular component: extracellular region.
CAAAGGAGGCGACUGGCGUUAAGUGACUUCAUUAAGUCUCCUGGCAGAGAGGGAGUCACAUUACUGGCACCUGAGUAGCAAAGGCAUCUGGUUCAGAGAUUGGCUGUGCUGACAACCCCUGGUGUUCUCUAUUGAAGAAGUCAAGAUGGCCAAGGUCCCUGACCUCUUUGAAGACCUAAAGAACUGUUACAGUGAAAAUGAAGAAUACAGUUCUGAAAAUGGCCAACUCUCUCUGAAUCAGAAAUCCUUCUAUGAUGUAAGCUAUAACCCACUUCCCAAGGACUGCAUGGAUAAAUUCAUGUUUCUGAGCACCUCUGAGACCUCUAAAACAUCCCAGCUUACCUUCAAGGAGAGUGUGGUGGUGGUAGCAGCCAAUGGGAAGGUUCUGAAGAAGAGACGGCUAAGUUUUAACCAGUUCAUCACUGAUGAUGACCUGGAAGCCAUCACCAAUGAUCCAGAAGAAGAAAUCAUCCAGCCCAGGUUCGCAACUAACAGCUUCCAGAACAACAUGAAGUACACCUUCAGUAGGGUCAUCAAACACCGAUGCACCCUGAAUGACACCCUCCAUCAAAGUAUCACUCUAGACACGUCGGGCAAAUACCUCAUGGCCACUGCAUUAAAUAAUCUGGACCAAGAAGUGAAAUUUGACAUGGGUGCUUAUAAGUCAAAUGAAGAAACUAAAUUUCCUGUGACCCUAAGAAUCUCAGAAACACGGCUGUUUGUGAGUGCCCAAAGUGAAAACGUUCCUGUAUUACUAAAGGAGAUGCCUGAGACACCCAAAACCAUCAGAGAUGAGACCAACCUCCUCUUCUUCUGGGAACAUCAUGGCACUAAGGACUACUUUGAGUCAGUUGCCUAUCCGAAGUUGUUUAUUGCCACAAAGCAAGAUGGCCUGGUGCACAUGGCAAGUGGGCAACCUUCUAUCACUGACUUUCAGAUAGUGGAAAACCAGUCUUGACUCUGGAGUCUGCUUACUUGUGAAAUGUUGACAGUUGUAUGUACCAUGUACAUGAAGAAGUCAAAUCCUUUACUCUUAGUCACUCAUUGAGCAUGUGCUGAGCCUUUGUAAUUCUAAAUGAAUGUUUGCUCUCUUUGUAAGAGAGGGAGUAAGGUCUAGUGAACCAACACUAAAUAUAAUGUUGCUUGUUAUUUAAGGAACACCCUAUACUAUGCAAACUACCAAUCAUUUUAAUUAUUCUUCAUAACAAUCUUGGGAGCACCAGGGCUCCUGACUAUUAAAAAAACUCUACCCAUAUUACAUGUGGGUUAACUAAGGCAUAAGAAAACUAAGAAAUUCUCGCAAUGGCAGCUGGAAUGAGAAGCGAUAGACCCAGGAUUUCAUUCCAACUGUUUUGCCUUCUGCCUUUAAGUUGCUGAUUAACCCUUAAUCAAAUACUGUAAAGUUUCUGGGACUUUAAUUUGGUUGUCUUCAAAAUGGAGGGAAUGACACUUAAGUCCUUUCUGCCUCAGCAGUAUUUUGUAACAGUCAUUUCAGUAAAAUGCUUCUUGAAGCUGAGCCUCAAGAAUAAGGCAAUGCAUGGAAUGUUAUUUUAAGUUAUUGUUUAUAUUUAUUUAUAAAUAUAAUUUAAGAUAAUUAUAACAUAUUAGUAUAUUUAUGGCAAUUGUUUGCAAUCUUUGCAUGUGACCGGGAAUCCUCAACAACACACAAUAUUUUCCAGGCUGAGUGAAUUUGAUGUAAUUACAUUAAGGCACUUUGGUCCAAGCUGUGCUUUUUCCAUUACCAUGAGGCUCUGUGUUCUAAUGUCUGGGAUCCCUGUAAUUAUAAUAAUAAAUUUAUAUUAUUUACUUUG